AUCGGCAGAAGCGAAGCGGGGAGAAGGAAGUUUGGGUCUCUGCAGCCGCCGUAGAAGCAGCGCGCAGUUUCUAUGGCAACGGUAGGAAGCCCGGGAGGUUUGCGGACUGCGCGGCCCCCGCGGCCCAUUGUACCCACCGCGGCGCGGAGUCCGUGGCCGGCCCGGCGCCGCGGGUGCAGCUGCUGAACCGACGCGGCGUCCUCCCCAUGGACGCCUCCUCCCCUUGGAUCCCCACCCCGGCUCCCGUCGGCAGUCCUUCCUUGCUGCUCCCCAUCCCCGCCAUCGUCUUCAUCGCGGUGGGCAUCUAUCUGUUGCUGCUAGGCCUCGUGCUGCUGACGAGGCACUGCCUGCUGGCCCAAGGUUGCUGCACGGAUUGCAGCUCCCCCUGCAGGAAGCAAGGCGCCUCCAGGCCCCAGGACUGCUGCUGGACCUGUGCGGAAGCCUGCGACUUCCCCCUGCCCAGCCCCGCUCACUACCUGGAUGCCUGCUGCCCCCAGCCCACUGAAGCUGGUUGGGCCCCUCGCUGCCCUCGCUGCUGCCCACUCUGUGACUGUGCCUGUGCGUGCCAGCUUCCUGACUGCCAGAGCCUCAACUGCCUCUGCUUUGAGAUCAAGCUCCGAUGAAGACCCACGCCCCUGCCCUCUGGGGAGUGGCCAGCCCCCAGGGCCCACUUGCCCGCUUCCCUGAGGGGCCUCAGGCCACUGGAACCACGGAUGGACUGGCUGG
Messenger RNA from Pipistrellus kuhlii (Kuhl's pipistrelle), 726 nucleotides. RefSeq names its product keratin-associated protein 10-10. The record is from RefSeq and is a predicted model, not a curated record. Bases 207 to 623 code for a protein of 138 amino acids. Lineage: Eukaryota; Metazoa; Chordata; Mammalia; Chiroptera; Vespertilionidae. The transcript has 5 exons.